Molecule: messenger RNA, 2800 nt
Organism: Rhodamnia argentea
Lineage: Eukaryota; Viridiplantae; Streptophyta; Magnoliopsida; Myrtales; Myrtaceae
Product: auxin-responsive protein IAA32-like
Exons: 4
Coding region: 2087-2740 (217 amino acids)
Biological process (GO): regulation of DNA-templated transcription
Cellular component (GO): nucleus
Molecular function (GO): protein binding
Source: RefSeq, a predicted model, not a curated record
UGUUAUCAUAUUUGGCUGGAGAUGGAUAUAAUUGUCUAUCGACAGCAACUGUGCCCAAGGACUGUGAAGAUUGGAACAGGAGCCAAGCCUUAAUAAAUAACUUCAUUUGGUUGCAGACAGUAAGAGAGAGAUGCAAAAAAAAAAAUUUGUUUUGUUGAGCCGAGGAGAGCAUGUCAGCAAGCUGUCCUUUAAUGUUUUUUAAGAACUAAUAAUCGAUUCUUAAUGCAUCUUGCCGAUUGUCAAUUGGUAUUCAUUUUUCUGUGUAUACUACAGAACAAAGUUAAUUUCCAUGUGUGUGCGUGUGUUUUUGUCUUCUGGGUAAAAGUGACUGGCUCUAUGAUCAAAUAAGCAGUGAUUGAUUAUCUUCUGCCAGGAAGUAGCAUGUUUCUUUUUCACAAACUUGGUAUCGUCAUUUCUUUCCAGAUAAAAGCUUGUGGUUUGUGAGUCCUGCCUUCAUGCAUCCUUUGUCAUACCAUGAACAUAAUAUGCUCGUCAUAAUCUGCAUUGUCCAUUCCUAGGUGCAAUUGCGCUUUUUUGCAGCCAGAUAGUUGCGAUUGUGCUGAAAGGAAAUAAUGCAACUGUUUUAAAGCCUCAAUUGAUUUCGCUAAAAUUUUAUUGUCUCUUAUAGAUUGAUGACUCAGUUGCGGAUACGUUUAAUCUGAUUUCUCCAUUCAAAACGAUGCCUUAAUAUAUAAGAGUCUCUUUCAUACACGCAACAAUUUUUAUGCAGACUGUAAUUUGAAUGCAAAAGUUAGAAAUAACAAGCUUCUUCAUGGCCAAAUCUCUGUUGUUCGAUUGUUGGUUGGUUUGCUUGGAGAGACAUCUGUCUACACAUAGAUUUUGGUAUGCUAAGUUUUCUACUGUGGUUGGCUCUUGUCAUGUAAACGCAGAAUAAUGUUUAAUCAGUGCAUGACACCAUUUAAGUAUGAAUAUGUACCUCUUCUCUGAUUCUCAAGUGACCUUGUGGCCUCUAUUGCAUCAGACUGAUAAAUCUCAUGUGCUAUGCGAGAUUACUGUUGGAUUUAUUAGAUUGCCAUUGGAUUUUUGGGUGGUUUAAAAAAUUUCAGAUGGUUAAUCCAAUAUCGCUCCAAGCUGUCACCACUGCGUUAGUCUGAGCAAUUAACUUUAAAUGCUCUUUGUCCAUAUGGGUGGUUCUUCUGGGCAUUUUUUACUCUGUCACAUCAAUGAGAAGUUAUUUUUGUAUCUUUGAACGAUCAGACCGAAGGUUCAUGAGUGCCGAUGAUACGUUUAGCACAAUGCAAUAUUCUUUGAGGAGCUAAGGUUGAUUGGUUCAUAUCAAUGAUAGAUUCUGGACCUACAGGUCAUUGGAUCCGUGCCAUCUGCUGGAUCAAUGGCAGAUUUAACACAUCUAAAUUGUAAAAGUUAUUUUGCCUCGGAGUUUCUAAUUUUCUGUAGCAUAAACAACGGACCAAGAGUAUGGGACGGGUAGAUGACUAUGUACAGGAUAAAGUCCGGGAUAUAUGGCAUGGCCAUGAACUUUCGGAGCCAAUCUCCUGUACUGGUCUGUUAAAAAUUCGAAUGAAGUUAUGAACUUGACCUGAAAUUGGCUUUGUGAAUUUGGGUGGAGUUUUGGAGCAGAUGAUAUUCUCCUCCGGCAAAAGAAUGACGUGGAAAAUACCUUACUUGGAUGCGACUCGAACUGAUGAUAUCUUGUCGAGUAAUUCGAACCCCUCCAUCCUGAAGGGCCAGUUUCCAUUUCCUCACUAGCAAAUUACAUUUCAACCUGAAGAGAACGGAGUGGUUGUCCCCCUAAGAGGUUGCAGUAUCCGAACCGGCUUUUACUCAGAAUCAAUUUUGCCACUCCUUGUUCUUCCUUGGCCUUUUCUUCCUCUCUCCUGUUCAUUUGGCAUGUAACUGGGGAGUGGCGGGAGACGACAAAGCACCAUUCAAUGAUACGUCGUGGGUCAACUUUUUCUUGCCUUCCCUGUGUUCCUAAACUCCAUUUUUAUGAGUCUCUGCACCCUUUGAGGCUGAGCCACUCCCAGAUGUGGAACUGGACCAUAUAAAUAGGAUUCGGUGCCGAUGCACUGAAAUGUGAGCAGUUCUUGUGGGUUGCGUAGUGAUCAUGGAUCAAAAUGCACCCGCUGGUUUUGUUUUCAACCCCUCAGGUUCUCCCUCGAUGUAUUAUCGAGACAGGAAGGGUAACCGCAUGAUCGAUCUGGGUCUUAGCCUGGGAACUCUGCAGUCUGAUACACGCGAUGAUGCAUCUGGCAAGUGGGGAGGCCUUACAGGGUGCGGCGAGCUAAUCGACUGGCAGCAACUGAACCACUUGGAGUACUCAAACUCAAACAACCCGGGCUCAAAAUUUCUCCAGGACAACUUCUACAAUGAGGAGGCAGAGGGUGUUCAGAGCGAAGAGCGAUCGAUAUAUGUCAAAGUCACCAUGGAUGGAGUGGUCAUCGGUAGAAAACUGUGCAUGCUUGAUUACAGCAGUUACUGCAGUUUGGCACUUCAAUUGGAAGACAUGUUUGGUGGACAAUGCGCAUGCGGGUUGAGAUUGUCUGAACCCGAGUCCGAGUAUUCCUUGCACUAUAAGGAUAGGGAAGAGAAUUGGAGGAUUGUGGGUGAUGUUCCAUGGAUGGAGUUCAUCGGACGCGUCAAGCGUAUGCGGAUCAUGAGAAAGAGCGAGGCAUAUCUCCCAAUGAUCCCGGAAAGGCAUCAGGUGACGAACGAGCAGCUUGAUUGUGGUUUCGAGAGCAAAGACUCGACCGAGCUGUGAAAUGAAGUCCAUGUUCCUUAAAGUUAAAGCCAAAGGUGUAUCAAGUAGACCUUUCGAAAU